AUAGAGAGUCUGUAUUACAGUAGAAAUAUCUGAUAAAUAUUUUUACUUUAAAUUAAUUACUAAUUAUUAGUCAAAUUGUAAAUUGCAUUCAAAACAAGACAACACUCUUACCACUCAUUUAUUUGUUUAUAUCAUUGAUUUUUGAUGUCAUAAUGACUGAAGAAGUGGACGACAAAGUUAACAAUGACAGCAAAGAAGAGGUCAUAAACAAUGUCAACAAAGACACAAUCAAAAGCAGUACAACAACUAAGAACACUUCAUCGACAGUUAAGAAGGAUAAGACAAAGGAUUUGCCGCAAACCAGAGUAGUAAUUCGUCAUUUGCCACCAACUAUGACAUCGGAACAGUUUAUUGAAGCCAUAUCUCCGACUCCCGAUUACAAUGAAUAUUACUUUUGCAAAUCAGAUCCCAGUUUAGGAGUGUUUGCCUUUUGUCGGGCGUAUAUUAACUUUAUUCAAGUGGAGGACGUGUUUAUAUUUAAGGAUAAAUUUGAUGGCUAUGUCUUUAUUGACACAAAAGGCAACGAAUAUCAGGCAAUUGUUGAGUUCGCACCUUAUUAUAAAACAAUCCGAUGUCGAGUUGGUCCAAAUGGUCAACCAAUUUCAUGCAGAAAACGGGACAACAAGUGCGGGACUAUAGAACAGGACACUGAAUAUCUGGAAUUUCUUGAAAAGUUAGACAAAAUGAAGAACGAGACUAAUAUGCCAUCGGCUGACGUAUAUCUCGAAGAAAUUGAAGCCAGAGAUAAACAACUAAAGGCCAAUCACGGAGUCCUAAAAGUGACCACUCCUUUGAUUGAGUUCCUCAGGAAUAAGAAAGAAAAAAAUAGAAUUAAAGACGAAAGACGUGAAGAAAGAAGACGAAAGAGACUUCAAGAAGAAGAAAAACGUCGAAAACAUAAGGAAGAGAAACGAAAGAAAGAAAUUGAAGAAAGAUUGACGAAGAAAGAAGAAGAUAAGAUACGAAUCAAAACUAGAGAUUUGGAGAAUAAAAAUGAAUCUAAAAAUUCUGAUAAUAAAAGUGAUAAAAAAGAUGUCAAAUUGUCUGAAAGUGCGAAGAAAUAUGAUUCAAAAAAAUCCGAUAAAAAACCGAAUCGAAACCGAACUGAUUAUAAAUCAAAGACCAGUUCAGCUAAUCCUUCCAAAGCAACUGAUCAGACAUUUGUAGUGAAAAUGGUUACCGAAAAGAAACUGAACUCUCGUAUCAGUGAUAAUAAUGAAACAAUUAAAGAAAAAAGUGAAGAAAAGAGCAAAUCUAGUGAACAACCUCUGUAUGAAAGUAGCAAAACUAGUGGUGUUGCAGAAGACAAAAAACGAAGUACAUCUAAGACAUCAUUGGAAACAAGAAAAGAGAGAAUUCGUAAUAAAGAUCGUCCGACCCGUGAAAUCUAUAGACCCGGUUCUAAACGUACACAAAACGAUAGUACAGCUGAGGGAUCACAUCAAAGUACCAGUGAUUCACAAAAGACCAGUUCCAACAAACCGGACUCAAACAAUGUAAGUACUGGUUAUAAACAAAGAAUAUUCUCGCGUUCAAAGCAAUGA
Oppia nitens is the source of this 1544-nucleotide messenger RNA. RefSeq names its product regulator of nonsense transcripts 3A-like. The record is from RefSeq and is a predicted model, not a curated record. Lineage: Eukaryota; Metazoa; Arthropoda; Arachnida; Sarcoptiformes; Oppiidae. Gene Ontology annotation, cellular component: cytoplasm; nucleolus. The transcript is spliced from 2 exons. The coding region runs from base 153 to 1544 and encodes 463 amino acids. Gene Ontology annotation, biological process: nuclear-transcribed mRNA catabolic process, nonsense-mediated decay; positive regulation of translation. Gene Ontology annotation, molecular function: mRNA binding.